Messenger RNA from Aspergillus caelatus, 1338 nucleotides. Its product is annotated as transcription factor domain-containing protein. Gene Ontology annotation, cellular component: nucleus. The transcript is spliced from 5 exons. Lineage: Eukaryota; Fungi; Ascomycota; Eurotiomycetes; Eurotiales; Aspergillaceae. Bases 1 to 1338 code for a protein of 445 amino acids. The record is from RefSeq and is a predicted model, not a curated record. Gene Ontology annotation, molecular function: transcription cis-regulatory region binding; DNA-binding transcription factor activity. Gene Ontology annotation, biological process: positive regulation of transcription by RNA polymerase II.
AUGGCGAUAGAACAAGAAGGAAACACUAGGGUUUGGACUUUCUCAUGUGAUCUGAAGCCCAGCAUUCUCGACCCUAAUGAUCUCCGGGCACCACUGUACAUGUCGCCGGUUGACCCACUUUUCCAAGAUAUGGAUAAUCCCUCUAGACGUUACCUAUGCCAUUUUGCUACAAUUCUCUGCGAAGACCUUGUGAUAGCUGAUGUUCCCAACGAAAACCCAUUCCGCAGUCUGAUUCCCACAUUUGCCAAUGCCGCGAUGCAUAUCUCGAGCAUGAGCCGCCCAAGCUUUGACCUACGCAAUGGCAGCGUACAAGGAUCGCUCUCAGAUAGUACGCCCGUGAAUACCCUGAGCCUUGCAAGAGAUUCAACAGACUCCCCCGCCGGUGCAAUCCUAGAUGCCCUAUCAGCAAAGCACAAAGCGAUCCACCUUCUCAAGGCAGCUUUGGAGAAUCUACCGUCCACAGAUGUCGACCUCAUAGUGACAGUCAUACUCCUCUUCAUCAACCUCGAGCUCAUCGACUCCGGCAAAAAUGCAUGGAGAGCGCAUGUCGAAGGCGCAAUGACACUGAUUAUCUCUCUAAAGCCGUUCCAGAACGACCAAACAUCUCCAAUUGCAUUGAUUCGCGAUCGCAUCACCUCGGAUUGCUUAACAUAUCAUGUCCUGGGCUCAACCCUCACAAACUCUCCCACCUUCUUGGACCCAUUCGCUCUUCCCAUCAAUAUCCUCAGACGAUCUGAAGCAAACAGCUAUCUCUCCUUCCCAACAACCCUCCUCCAGAUCCUCUUCCGAGCAUGUGAACUAUCCAAUAUAGCAUUCACUCUUCCUGUCACCGAAACUCCCGCUCUAACCAACGAAGCUUCUUCCUUACUAAGUGCCGCCCAAUCCUUCGAUGUGACCGCCUGGGCCAACAACGUCGAAGGCGCCCCAACACACCGGACCCCAAACCGUAUCCACACAGCUCUCGCCCACCAAAACGCAGUCUGCAUAUACAUAUACCGAAGUAUCACCCAUCCUCCAGUCGAUAUGAACUCAGAAGCCCUAGUUACUGAGAUUAUCCAUCAUCUCUCAUUCAUCGAUCCCAAGGAUCCUCUAUCCAAAGCCACCUCGUGGCCGACUUUCAUUGCGGGCGCGGAGACUGAUAAUCCCGUGUAUCGGCAGUGGGCUCUAGAUCGUUUAAGCCUACUGUGGAAUGUUCUACCGUGGGGGUAUGUGCAAACUGCGGUGGAGGUUAUGCAGAUGGCUUGGAGGUUGAGAGAUGAGGCUGGCCCUGAUUCUAUAGGGAUAUUUGGUUGGGUUCAGCAGCUGAAGGCGUUGGGGAAUCAUUGGUUGAUUGCUUGA